GUGAACUGCAUAUCUCUUGACCGACGCAAGAACUAUCUCUGAUGAUCUCAAGAUGUCUCUGGCAAUACUAGAAACACUAGAAGAUUCGAUGCAAGAUCAACCCUAUACACACCUCAUCAAUUUACCAGAGCAGUCAUGGCCCGGGCUUAGCUCUAUGUCGGCGUCAGUGUACGACACAGCCUGGCUGUCCAUGGUGAAGAAGCCAAGCAGUAGUGGCGGAGCCAGUAACUGGCUCUUUCCAGAGUGCUUUGAGUUUAUCUUAAAACAACAACUUCCGUCAGGCGCCUGGGAGUCAUACGCUACGCCUAUGGACGGGAUUUUAAACACCUCAGCAGCGUUGUUGGCGCUGAGAACACGCGUGAGAACACAAUCGAAUGGGCCAAACCACGACGAGUUGAUGGUGAGAAGUAGUAGGGCCGAGGUGGCAUUGAAGCAGCUGUUAUCUGAAUGGGUUAUAGCACAACCAGUCGAUCAGGGUGGACCGGAAUAUCUUGUCAUAUCUCUUUUAGAGCUGUUGAAAAACGAAGGGGUCUCUAUCGAAUUUCCAGGCCAGGGAAUAUUACGAGCCAUUCGUGGAGAGGUACUAGCCAGGUAUUCUCCAUUGACAAUAUACCAGACAACAUCGAAGUUGCAUGGUUCGCUUGAGGGGUUCGUUGGUCACGUUAAUUUCGAUGAGGUCCGGUUAUGUCGAGACCGGAAUGGCUCGAUCAUGGGAUCUCCAGCAUCUACUGCUGCCUACUUAAUGAAUUGCUCGGAUUGGGACCAUGAAGCCGAAGCAUAUCUACAGAGUGUCGUCGCUGCACAUGAAUAUUAUGGCCAAGCUGGGGUCCCUAGUGCUUGGCCUACAAACUUCUCUGAAGUAUUCCGGAUGGCUGCUCCCUCAACCUCUGCGGGACUCUGUGUCAAAGGAGCGAACGCGCUCGACUUAAGCAACGUUAUGGAAGAAUCAUUUGAAAACCGGAAACUCUCCGACCCCAGUCCGAGAAGUCUGCUCAAUCACGACACCGCCACCAAGUGCGAAGCCCCUUAUUCUAUGGACUACACCAGCCCCUCAGAUGUGAACACCCGGCCGUACGAAGGAAAUACGUGCCUUGAUACAUGUUCCAAUGAACGCGCGCCUGGUUUCAGCGCCAAUUGUAGCGCUUUGAUAUCACUGCUCGAAUGUGAAAACAGACAUCAAAACCUUCCACAAAUUGCAAAGAUCCUUCGACACUUGGUGGACAUAGUUUUCAAGGGAUGUGUGCAAGAUAACCGGAGCCUAAAUGAGCUUUAUUGGAUGAUGCUUCUUACCAGAGCGUUUGAGCUCCUUUUCUCUCAUCAUCAACUAGCAUCAGCAUUAUUUAAUGUCGAUGUCAAUCUACGAUGCGAGAUUCCGAUGAUCGCGCUGCACAUAUUGUCAAAAAUUCUCCAGACCCAGCAAAGUGAUGGAUCCUGGGACAACAACUGUGAAAUCACGUCCUACGGUGUCUUAACCUUAGCUUCACUUUCCAAGCUACCUUCCAUCCAGCAGCUCGGGGAUAACAGUAGAGUUCCGGGGGCCAUUGCCUCCGCGAAAUCAUAUCUACAUCAAAACAAGAGCGAAUGGCGCACGGGUUGCUAUCAUUGGAUCGGCAAAGUUACAUAUAAAUCUCCUGUGCUCAGUGAAGCUUAUUGUCUGGCUGCAGCAGCUGUUCCUACGCACUCAGAUAAACACAUUGACGCUGGCGGUCCUAUGAGACAGUUAUUCUUUGUCCCGUGGGAGGUUAUCAUUAGUAUGAGGAAAUCCGGGGAGCUCCUCGCGCGCACACCAAUGUUCCGGAAGAGCGAAGCGUUCACGUUGCGCAUGGCUGAGCUAAAGGCUGCCUUUGCCAUGCAGCUACUAGACCGCCAGACUCCAGCCAUCUUCCCAAGAACAGCCAAAGGGAAAGACAAGUAUAUCUUCUUUAUACCUUUGGUUCUAACAGCUUGCGCAGAGCUAUACGGUUGUACUGUCAGUCUCUCCUCUAUAUAUGAGGUAAUGGUCUUGUCUGUUCUCAACUUCCACGUGGACGAGUUCAUUGAGGGGGUUAUAGAACGACAUUUCAUGGACAAUCUGGAUGCUGUUCGUAAUGUCGUCGUGGAUCUCUGCGAAGAAUUAUCUUUGGAAUCCACGACAAAGAAUGAUAAGGAUGGGGAAAAGGCGAACGAAGCUGGCUGCAAUGAACUUAAAGCAAGCUCAAUUAGCUCGGAAGAAAAUGUCGAGGCCAAGGAGAACCGUCCCUCCAUUGCGGAAGUCAGGAAUGUGCUGCGUCAGUAUGUAGCAUACAUUCUUCACCACCAAGAUGUCUUGUCGAGCCCAGCUGCUCUACAGCGGCGAUUGGCUCGUGAUUUGCAGACUUUCUUACUAGCGCAUCUCUCACACGCGGAAGACAAUCGACGGCUGCGUGCACAACUCGAUUCCUGUAUUGAGAACAGCAUUCAACAGCAGGAGAAUCACCCAACACAAGCGGUAGUUCCCAGCUCCCUUGUGGAAUACCAAGACGCAAAGCAGAGCUUCUAUCAAUGGGUUCGAAGCACCUCGGCCGACCACACGUCAUGCCCAUUCUCCUUCUUCUUUUUCAAUUGUUUGACCUACGCGGCAUCAUCACCAGCAAAGCAAGCCCGCGGCGGUAUCCUCGCUUCUGCAAGGACGGCGUACUUGGCAGAAGACGCUUGCCGCCAUCUCGCCACGACGUGCCGAAUGUAUAACGAUCUAGGAUCGACGGCUCGAGACGCGGACGAGCGGAAUUUGAACUCGACCAACUUUCCCGAGUUUUCUGCUCGCCAGAGCCACCACUCAUUAGGAGGAGACUGUGUUGAUUUGCGCACAAAAGCCAAAGAUGAAUUGUUAUGGCUUGCAAGAUACGAGGAGAAAGGAUUGAAGAUGUCGCUGGAUCUGCUGGAAGAGGAAUUAGGAGAUGCUAAUUUGAUGAGUCACUUGCGUUUCUUCGUCAAUGUUACGGAGCUUUAUGGUCAGAUAUAUGUGUUGAAAGACGUUGGGACACGCACGCAGUAGGUAAGAUGGGGCUUGAUAGAGGAAUUUUCUUUAUAUGAUUUCUGGUGAAGACGGACAGCUGUGGUUGCUUCACGAAAAUACAUGUUUCUUAUGUAAAGAGGGUGUGAAGACGAAAGUUUGCGUGUUAUUCUAACGCAAUCUUGGUUUUGACAGUUAGUCUUUGCGGGCUUUACGAAAUGGAGUUAAAUGAAUAUUAAAUUGCC
Molecule: messenger RNA, 3216 nt
Organism: Xylaria bambusicola
Lineage: Eukaryota; Fungi; Ascomycota; Sordariomycetes; Xylariales; Xylariaceae
Exons: 5
Coding region: 53-3013 (986 amino acids)
Biological process (GO): diterpenoid biosynthetic process
Molecular function (GO): magnesium ion binding; terpene synthase activity
Source: RefSeq, a predicted model, not a curated record